AAAGGGAAAGGGAAAGGGAAAGGGAAAGGGAAAGGGAAAGGGAAAGGGAAAGGGGAGUCCCCUGAGACUCUGAGCAGAUGCUGAAGGGGUGCAGUGCCUGCUUUCCUGAGGAACAGGGUGAGAAAAGAAGCAGAGAUGGAGGUUUAGGGGAGAACCUCUUCUCGUCUCAUGCUCCUGCACACCCUUGCACUGUGAAGAGCUGUAAUCCCAGGAGAAGCUCUCCAGGCUGGGGGUGACAGCCCUGGCACAACACUCUGCCAAAGAUUUCAGCAAUUUCAGCAAAUUCCCCCAUCCUACAGCAAAGCAUAACUGGCAUUCGUGCUGUGCCUCUGUUGCUGGGCAGUAGAAGCUCAUCCUCCCCACAAGAGCUGGGUGUCAGCCUGCACUGGAGCCAGGGAGGCUUGAGAGGCUGACUCUGUAAUGGAUCCUCACCAGCUAAUUGGUGUUUAUAGGCUUAGAUCUGUUGCUUCUUAAUUUUAUUCCAGCCCCUCGAUUGAAUUUCUCACAUGUAAGUGAGCCCCACGAGUCCAUCCUAGCCAUAUAUAAUGGAUGGUGGUGGAGGGAAAGAACACAAAUGUGGCUGAAUGCCAGUAACUGAUGCCCUGGCAGCAGUGCAGCAGAACCCUCUGCUGAACAUCCCCCACUGCCAGAGCCUGCCCUCAGUGCCUCCGUGCAAGACACUUCCUAUGUUCCCAGCACCUGGCCUGGGGCCAUGACCAGCCUUGGCCAUUCUCCAUUGGUCCCAAGAGCAGGACAAGGCUUGGAGCCAAGUCACCAAGCCACUAUCUCUAGGAACGGCGCCAGUUCCACCCACUGAGCCCUGGUGCUGCCACUCGAUGCCCCAUCAAAUAUUAAUACAAUGUUCAAUGCCUCUGUGCCCCAGCCCAGCACCACAGCCCUGGCUCCUGUACUCUCCAGGGCUGCCUAACCACUCCAACCUCCCCUCCUGCCCUGUAUUACUCCUUGCUUCCCAUACAGGCGCUUUGGGGGUGCAGCCACACCACCUUUGUGUUCCCUGAGCAGGGCACGACGGGACCCGGCCCUCUAACUUCAGCAGGAGGUAAGAUCCCACUGGGGCUGGGGCAGCAGGCACCCCCAUCCCCGAGGGAUGCCAGCCUUUCACCCCAGGGAGCGGGAGGACGGGCCGGGGGCUUGGGAUGCCUGGAGAAGGGCUGGUGGCCGUGGGGCUCAGUCCUUGGCUGCAGAGGGAUAGCGGGCAGCAGGGAUUCCUCAGCUCUGUCCCUUCCUCUGAAGGAAUCAGAUCCACCGUGGCUGUCCCCCGAGGAGGGUUCUCCCCAAGGUCCAGGGCGAUGUGUCGGGUCACCCCUCCGCUGGGGGGGAGGUCCUGGAGGUGUUUGGGCCUACCUCCCCUUGCUGCCCUCCCCAGGAGGAGGCCCCCGCCUCUGCCCCCAGCAGCCGCCCGGCCCGGCAGGGGAUGGAGCCCGGCAGGUCGGUGCCGGCGGAGCUGAAGCUCCGCAAGCCCUCGCAGCGGGCCAGGAUCCCGGCGCCCUUCCUCGCCCACCCGGUAGGUCGCUGGCUCGGCCCGCGGCCCCCGGCUCGUCCCCUCGGCGGCCGCACCCCUUCGAGCCCCCCAUGACUCUGUCCGCACAGGACGGGGCGCCUGGGCCGGCCGGGACUCCCGGGCCGGACCCCGCGGAGGCAGACGCGGAAUCCCUGGUACCCACACACGAUGAGCGGGGCCGCCUCAUCCCCGAGUGGAAGCGGCAAGUGAUGGUGCGGCGGCUGCGGGCCAGACUGGGGGACGAGGACCCGGCGGGAGGGCAGGAUGCAGCCUCCUGGAGCUUCUCGCACUCCCACCAAGCCGUGCUGGGCCCGUUCGGGGAGCUGCUGACCGAGGCGGACCUGCAUCAGUUGGAGAGGGCAGUGGAGAGCCUGCGGCUGCGGCGGCGUGGCGAGGUGUACCAGAACGAGCUGCGGCGCCUGGUGCGGGAGCUACGCGCCCUCUUGCCCGCCCCGCUGCUCAGCAUCUCCGUCCGCAGCCCCCCGCCUGCUCCGGGGCUGCCGCUGCCCCUCUGGUGCGGCCGCCUGGCCGGCGCCGUCAAUAGCCUGGCCGCGCUGCUGGGCAACGCCGAGGGGCUGCGGGCUCCCUGCGCUGCCAUCGCCGCGCCCGCCGCUAUCCCGGCUCUCCCCGCCGCCGCCGGACAUCCCCGGGAGCCGGGGGGCAGCCUGGCGCAGAGGGAGAUCCGGCAGUGCGGGGUCUGCGUCCGCAGCCUGCGCGGCGCCUUCGAGCCCGCCUGGGGGGCGGCGGGGAGCGCCCCGGCCGGGGCCGGCGAGGCGGAGGCCGCCAGCGACUCGGGCAUCAGCUGCGAGGAGGCGUUUUCCGACGGCGGCGGCGGCUUCCCGCCGAAGGGGAAGGGGCUGGGGCCGGAGUGGGGCAGCUUGAGGAAGGAACGGAUCGUGAUGCUCUUCCUGAGCCACUGGAAACGCUCCGCUUACGCGCCCCUACGGCCCGCCGCCGGGGAGCCUCGGGAGCCGGCGGGGAGCGGGGCCCGGGCGGCCGCACGCCUGGCGCGGCAGAGAGCGGCCAUCCAGCGGCUCCUGAACGGCUGGAGAGAUGCCGCCUCCCGCCGCCCCCCGCCGCCGCCCCCCGCCCGCACCCUGCUCUCCCCGGAGCAGUUCGUGUCGGCGGCGGGGGGCGGCCCGGCCGCGUACGAGAGCCUGUCGCUGGAGCUAUUCAUGCUGGGCUAUUUCCGCAUCUUGGAGCAGGACCUGUCCCCCGAGGAGCGCCGAGGCCGCCACCUGCUCUGUUUCGAGGUGUUUGAGCAGCUGGGCCGGCACGGCUGGCGGGCGGUGCGGGCCUUCCACCGCGCCGUCAUCGACGAGAUCGCGGCCGGGCGGCGCGGCUGGAGCGACGGCUUCGAGGACAUCAAGGCCCGGUUCUUCGGGAGCUCGCGCAGCCCGGCCCAGCCGCCGGGACAGCCCGGGGAGGAGGGGGACGAGAUUUGUCGCUACAUCGAUCGCAGCUUCGCCUUUUGGAAGGAGAAGGAGGCCGAGAUCUUCAGCCUGGAGGAGUGAUGCCGAGGGGCUUCGGAGGCCGCGGGCUGCAAUAAAAACCUUCUCGGUUCUGUCCCAGCUGAGCGAGGCUUUCCGGGACGGUGAAGAAAGCUGCUGAGCUGGGCGGGCCGCCUCAGCACCCCGGCUCCCCCUUUCCCAGGGCGAGCCUUUCAGGCCUCGGCUGCCGCCGCGUGUUUACGGCUGCGGCGGAGUGAGAUAAGGACCUUAUUUAUAGCGGCUCCGGCACUGAGAGCCGGACGAGCGAGGAGGGCAUCGCGGGGACCCCCUGCUGCCGAUGGGGUGGAGGGAGGGUCCUGUGCGAGCUGUCCCUCCAGCCUCGCUGGCCAGCCGACCCCUUCGCCAGGGGAAGGCUUUCCCAAAGGCAGCGGUGUCGCGGGAUGGGGCAAUAGCGAGGAUGGACGGCGGCGAGAGCUCUGCCCGUGCGGUGCCUUUAAGAGGGGGGAGCAGUGUCCAGGUGCCGCCUAAAAAUAGCGAGGGCCCCUGGUCCCGGCUGA
This is a messenger RNA of Poecile atricapillus (Black-capped chickadee), 3530 nucleotides long. RefSeq names its product espin like (gene ESPNL). Gene Ontology annotation, molecular function: actin filament binding. The transcript has 2 exons. Gene Ontology annotation, cellular component: cytoplasm. The coding region runs from base 1594 to 3036 and encodes 480 amino acids. Lineage: Eukaryota; Metazoa; Chordata; Aves; Passeriformes; Paridae. The record is from RefSeq and is a predicted model, not a curated record. Gene Ontology annotation, biological process: actin filament bundle assembly.